AUGGAGAAAAUGUAUCGACAGAUUCGAGUUCAUCAAGAUGACUUAAACUUUCAACGUAUUUUUUGGAUUAAUCAAAAUAAGGAUGUCAUCACUUAUCAAUUAACUACGGUAACAUACGGACUAGCCUGUGCCCCAUUUUUAGCUUUACGUACUAUUACUCAACUUAUCGAUGACGAAGGCACUAAAUUCCCUCUUGCUGUUCCUGCCCUUACCAAAGGAAGGUACGUUGACGAUAUAUUCGGCGGUUCAGAUUCUAUUUCUCAUGUUAAAGAAAUAGUUGAUCAAGUAAACUCAUUAUGCGAGGCUGGCGGUUUUCCACUCCAAAAAUGGAUUAGCAAUCAUCCGGAAAUUCUCAGUUCUAUUCCAUUAGAAAAACAAGCAAAUUCUCUACUUGUGCAAUUUGACAAGUCUACUACGAUUCACGUUCUAGGACUUAAUUGGAAUCCAUCUCUUGAUACCUUCUAUUUCUCCGUUACUACAUCCUUACCAACCAUUUUUACUAAACGGAAUAUUUUGUCAACCAUUGCCAAAAUUUUUGAUCCACUCGGAUUGCUUUCUCCCAUCAUCAUCACAGCAAAAAUUUUUAUUCAAGAGCUUUGGUCUAUCAAACUUGGAUGGGAUGAUCCUUUGCCUCAACAGAUCUCAACAAAAUGGAGUACAUUUAUCAAGUUGUUUCAAGACAUACCCAAGUUAAAUUUCCCUCGAUGGAUUAAUUUCAAUUCUACUCAUCCUUUUGAACUUCAUGGAUUUUGUGACGCUUCACAAAAGGCUAUGUGUGCUACAGUCUACAUUCGGUCAACUAAUCAAGAUGGAGAAAUUAUUACAGAAUUGAUCUGCUCAAAGACGAAAGUUGCACCACUGAAGAAAAUGACCAUUCCUCGUUUAGAACUUUCAGGAGCGGUCCUUCUUACUAAACUAAUCUCUCGUGUUUUACAAACUUUGAAGCCUCACCAUCGCACUAUAUUUCUCUGGACCGACUCUAUUGUUGUCUACACCUGGAUAAAUAAUCAUUCUUCUCGAUGGAAGGAAUUUGUACACAAUCGCGUCUGCUACAUCCACGAAGCUUUACCUCAGGCAAUUUGGAAAUUCAUUCCUGGAAUUGACAACCCAGCUGAUUGUGCCACUAGAGGUUUAUCACCUUGUCAAUUAAUUAAACAUAUGAUUUGGUGGUCAGGGCCGACUUGGCUCCGUCAAGAUCCUGCUGCAUGGCCCCAAGCACCGCAAACCGUAUCUCACAAAGAAAAUCUAGAAGAACGAGCUAGUUGCAAAACACAGCUCGAUCUUAAAUUUGGCCAUGUCAGCCAUCAAUAG
Molecule: messenger RNA, 1311 nt
Organism: Solenopsis invicta (red fire ant)
Lineage: Eukaryota; Metazoa; Arthropoda; Insecta; Hymenoptera; Formicidae
Exons: 1
Coding region: 1-1311 (436 amino acids)
Source: RefSeq, a predicted model, not a curated record